This is a messenger RNA of Monoraphidium neglectum, 1350 nucleotides long. Its product is annotated as diacylglyceryl-N,N,N-trimethylhomoserine synthesis protein. Lineage: Eukaryota; Viridiplantae; Chlorophyta; Chlorophyceae; Sphaeropleales; Selenastraceae. Bases 1 to 1350 code for a protein of 449 amino acids. The transcript is spliced from 7 exons. The record is from RefSeq and is a predicted model, not a curated record.
AUGGACCACGUGGACUGGCUGGAGGACAGCCAAGCGCAGGAGCUGGCCAGGAACCUCGCACUGCACGUGCGGCCCGGCGGCAUCGUGAUCUGGCGCAGCGCGAGCCUGAGCCCGCCCUACUGCAAGCACAUCGCGGCGGCCGGCUUUGACGUGCGCUGCCUGCAGCGGGCCACCGACGGAUACAUGGACCGCGUCAACAUGUACUCGAGGUCCCCCGCGGGCGGCGGCCCGCUGACAGUUGACAUCACCUUGAGGAACCCGGGCGGCAGCAAGUCCCCCGCGGUCAACCUGCAGGUGUGGGUGGACCAGCCCGCCUUCCAGGAGUGCGGGGCCACCGGUGACUUGACAAUCGCCGUGGCGCCGAUCCCAGCGGGCGGCAAGCGGACGAUCACAGUGCGCAAGCUCAAGGCGCCGCCGGGCGCAGGGACGCGCACGCUCCGCGCAUUCGUGGACAGCGACUGCAAACUCGGCCUCAACCCCUUCCUCUCCCAGUCUGCUACCCCCUACACCGCCACUGCGGUCCCGGUGUCCAGACUCCGCCUCGCCGGCGUUGACUGGGCCAAGAACGGCAGGUACGAGGGCGUGUUCUGGUUCAACGCAGUCUUGCCGUCCAAGACCUUUGGCAUCAGAAUCGAUGUCGAAAACGAAGGCAGCGUGGCCGCCAAGUUGGGAUCCAUCAAGUUUUUCGAGGUGCCCACGUUCUCCAGCAACUUCACUUUCACAUGCGGCGCCGCGGCCGACUUCACGACUUUGAAGUUCAGGUCCGCCGUGGUGAAACCGGACGGCAAGUUCAAGACGUUUGUUGUCAAGGGGCUCCGCGCACCCGCAACUCCUGGGUGGAGGACGCUGGCGGGUGCUCUCGACGCAGACUGCGGGGCGACGAAAUCCUUGACGGACGACACAACUUUUUACCAAGACUAUCUGGUGCUGGCCGAGCCCCUGCCAGAAUGGCGCGUCACGACCAUCGUCACAACCAAGCCCGACAACACACUCAUUUUCAAGGUCACAAUCCAAAACGUGGGGUUGGGACCCGGCGCGCCCGGCGUCGUGUCCGUGGCCCCAGACACCACAGCUCUGCAGUCGGCGCAGGUCAGCUGCAACACAUCCUCCACCGCCGGCUUUGUGUCGGCCCCCGCGGUGACGACGCCGCUGCAGGUGGGCAAGAGCGUCACCGUCACCAUAUCAGGCGUGCCGGCGCCGGCGAAGAGCUCGCCCCCGAUUGAGCGCGAGGGCACCGUGCUCGUCGAUAGCAAGUGCCAGACGGUCGAAAUCAAUGAGGCAGUCAAUGGGAGAGGGCUGAACGGUCCGGAUCUCCGGCCAAGCCUGGUGUAUGCCAAGUACAAGAUUUGA